Molecule: messenger RNA, 1187 nt
Organism: Phyllotreta striolata
Lineage: Eukaryota; Metazoa; Arthropoda; Insecta; Coleoptera; Chrysomelidae
Source: the annotation of a GenBank genome assembly
ACGAGCGUUUUAUCUGAUUUUCCUUUUGUCGUGUAUUUCCCAUUUAAUAUUUAACGCAGCGAUGAAUGCGACUCGGGUAUUAUUAGAAGCGAGUCGGCCAUCGGAGCACCGUCGUCGGGCCGGGAAAGUCGUCGGGUUCCCCACCGAUCAGCCGAAGAGGAUCGCUCAAAGCGCUACGGGGCCGCCUCCACGACCAAGACCGCCACCACGAUGAGCGAACGCAACCUCAGCGAAGACCUGGAGAACUGGAUGUCGCUCCUGCCGCAGCAGCUCCGCCAGACGCCUAUCAUUCAUCUGGCUAUACCGGGCUCUCACGACAGCUUCACCUCGGCUAUAACGUCGGAUUCGGAGUUGGCGCCCGACGCCGAAAACGCCAUCAGAAAGCUGAGCUUCCUGGGGCCGGUGCUCAAGUACUUCAUGGUGAACUGGUCUCGAACGCAGUCCUACAUGGCGCUCGACCAGCUCACCCGCGGCGUGCGCUACUUCGACCUGCGUAUCGGCACCAGGUCGGGCACCGAGAACCUCUACGUGGUGCACGGCUUGUACUCCGUGGACGUGCGGAAUUGUCUCGAGGAAGUCGCCGGCUUUCUGGACACUCACACGCAAGAGAUCGUGAUUUUGGACUUCCAACAUUUCUACGGGUUUCGACAGGCUGACCACGACAAACUUAUGCAGCUCAUCGGCAAAAUAUUCGGAGCUAAAUUGCUACCGUAUUCGCAACACAUGAGCUAUGUUACUUUGAAGUACAUGACCACACAAUAUCGUUAUCAGGUAAUUUGCAUCUACAGAUCGGACGCUGCGCGUUUUGGUCAACCGUUGUUAUGGCCUUCGAUCAGUUUCCCCAACCCUUGGCCUAACACGGUGUCGAAGAGGUAUUUGUUCGAAUUCCUGCACAGAGGGCUCAGCAACAGGCCGGAGGGAGCGGCGUAUGUUUCACAAUGCGUCAUGACCCCGCCGGCUUGGUUUAUUUUCCAGAAUUUGUACAGUUCGUUGAAGAAGAAAUGCGCCGUAAAAUUGGAAGAGGCCAAGUCGAAUUGGUUGGAAAAUCAGCGGCCCGGUCCUGGCGGUUUGAACAUCAUCAUAGCGGAUUUCGUCGAAUUGUCCGAUUGCAGAUACAUCAAGGAAGUGAUUGAAUUGAACCAAAAACUCUUAUCCGACAAUAAAAUGUAAUAAAUAUAUUAGUACCA